AUGGAAAGCGAAAAUCGCGAGAAAGUUUAUACAUUUGUAACGUAUACAGCUGCGACGUUUUCGCUUAUCGCUAUUUUGGCAAUUUUUAUUACUUUACCGAUGGUAAAUAAUUACAUAAACAAUGUUAAUGCAAGAGCCCAGCAAGAAAUUGAAUUCUGCCAAAAUUCGGCGCGCGACAUUAUGAUGGAAGUUCAAGAGUACCGAGCAUCAUCACCUCAGCAGCGAGCCUUCGAACCCCUCUCUAGCAUUGCUGCAAAUUAUUCUCGUAUCAAAAGGCAAGCAUCCUGUGAAGGAUGUUGCCUACCCGGAUUACCAGGACCUGAUGGACCGCCUGGGAAGAAUGGCGUCCCCGGAAGACCUGAACCAACUCCACCGCCUUGUAAACCUUGUCCUCCUGGACAACCCGGAGCUCCUGGACCACCUGGCGAUCAAGGGCCACCAGGUCCGAUGGGCCAACUAGGUCGACCAGGCAACCAAGGACUUCCAGGAACGCCGGGCCCACCUGGACCCCCAGGACCGCCAGGGCAGCCUGGUCAUGAUGGUCCCAUUGGUGAAGCCGGAAAACCAGCUCCAAACACGCCCCCAACGCCUGGAGACCCUGGACCACCUGGACAAGACGGUGGAAUUGGAGAACCCGGAGACAUAGGGCCGCCUGGACCACCUGGCCAGCCAGGUAGACCAGGGGAGCGGGGACCACCUGGUCCACCCGGACACCCUGGAUCGCCUGGAGAAAUGGGUCCACCUGGCCAGCAAGGACAACCAGGACCAAGUGGUGAACCAGGAAUUUGUCCAAAAUAUUGUGCUCUCGAUGGUGGCGUAUUCUUUGAGGAUGAUAAAAUGAAUUCGUUGAAUAUGAAGAUUCGAUUCGCAAUACUCGCUGUCUUUAUAACACUGCCGAUGGUCAACAAUUACGUUAAUUCUAUUCAUAUGCGAAUACAAAAUGAAAUGGAAUUUUGCAAGCUGUCUGCUCGUGAUGUUAUGAUGGAAAUGAAUGAAUACAAAUCAUCUCCUCAAAGUAUCCAUGCAUUUGACCAGUUUUUAUCGAAGAAUAUCACCAAAGAACGCCUUAAAAGAGCAAUAGGUCAAUGUGAAGGUUGUUGUCUGCCAGGACUACCGGGACAAGAUGGCCCUCCUGGUAAAAACGGAAUUCCUGGUCGUCCGGGCGUCCCAGGCGCACAAGGAUUCCCAGGCAGGCCACCAGCAAUCUGCGAGAAAAUAACGGAACCACCAUGCACACCAUGCCCCCCUGGAGAACCAGGACCACAAGGGCCACCUGGAGAUGCAGGCAAUGCCGGUCCACCAGGCCAUCCAGGUCGAAAUGGAAAUGAUGGUUCCCCUGGUCCACAAGGUCCACCUGGUCCACCUGGACCUCCGGGCGAGAAAGGAAGAGAUGGUCCUCGCGGUGACCCGGGACGACCAGCUAUGUCGACAGCACCCAUCCCUGGGGAUCCUGGUACACCUGGAGAACAGGGUCCGCCAGGCUUACCUGGAGAGCCGGGAACUCCAGGACGUCCAGGACCGGAUGGUCCACCUGGUCAACAAGGACCACCCGGCCCUCCAGGCCCAGCUGGUCCACCUGGCGAUGACGGAGCACAGGGAGCACCAGGACAACCAGGUCCACAAGGUGAAAGAGGCAUAUGUCCGAAAUACUGUUCUUUGGAUGGUGGUGUUUUCUUCGAGGAUGGAACAAGACGUUAA
Messenger RNA from Dracunculus medinensis (Guinea worm), 1698 nucleotides. The record is from the annotation of a GenBank genome assembly. Lineage: Eukaryota; Metazoa; Nematoda; Chromadorea; Rhabditida; Dracunculidae.